Molecule: messenger RNA, 3901 nt
Organism: Brassica napus (rape)
Lineage: Eukaryota; Viridiplantae; Streptophyta; Magnoliopsida; Brassicales; Brassicaceae
Product: receptor-like protein EIX1
Exons: 1
Coding region: 1118-3847 (909 amino acids)
Molecular function (GO): protein binding
Source: RefSeq, a predicted model, not a curated record
AUUUUUUGCAUUGCAUAUAGCAUAUUUUAAAAUUUUUGUAUAUGUUUUUGCACUGCAUAUUUAAAUUCUCUAUAUUUUUUGCAUUGCAUAUAACUUUCAGAAUAAUAGAUUGACGCCACAGAAUUUUGAUUCUUGUCAAAAAAAAAACUUGUUUAAACUUGUCUUUUUAUAAGACUGAGGGGCUAAAAAAUUUCAUCGAUUCUAAGUUCAUAAUUGAUGUCAGGUCCGCCAUAACAUUAACCAACAGUCCAAGAAGUCUCGUAUGAUUCAAGAAAUGCCCACAAACAACAACAACAGAAACUCUCGAACACCUCCGCGAUCAAUGAGGAGUAUGGUGGGAUAAGUCAUAAGGACAGUUGGGAUUGAAGUUUUUCUCCAACAAGCUGACCAUGAAACUGCCGUAGUCCCGAAAGAAACUAAAUUUGAAUGCUUUUAAAUGUCCAUAGAGGCAUCCAAACAUAUUCGAACUUAUAUUAAAUUUGUGUCGGUGAGAGUAAUAGGCAAGAUCCACAUUUUAAAAAGAAAUGUUCUAAGAAAAUAUAUAUUCAUAACCACAUUUUAUUAGUAUUAGGGCUGUUCGUUUGGUUGCCGCAGGUACCGGCGGCAGCGGCAGCGUCAACAUUCUGCGUCAACUCUUGUUCGUUUCGUUGACGCAGGAACCGGCGGCAGCGGCAGCGUCCGAACGCUGCGUCCUGCGGCUGACGCCGAUAAAACCUGCGGUCGCGAUAUGAUAUGCGGCAGCGUCAGCGGCAGCGUCAGCGUCAGCGAAACGAACAACAACUGUCCUCAUUGACGCUGCUGCCGCCGCUGACGCCGAAACCUGCGGCAACCAAACGAACAGGGCUAUUAUUAUUAAAUUAAGGAGUGGCCUUCUCACGAAACAUCACCACGAGCCCUUUGAUGGUGCUCCAAUAUCGAGCUGCACUUACUUCCAUGCACACCAGCUAAUUUUCACGUGUCCAUAUUCGUAUUUAAAUAUAUACAUGUAAUGGUGGUCUAUUUAAAUAUAUACAUGUACUGAUGGUCUAACAUGUCUGCGUCAACUCUCAACACAUCUCUAUAUAUUAACAUUUGACAAAAUGAAUAGAGCAUAACGAAAACAACAUCAAACUGAAGUAUGAACCUCAAGCUCAAGCUCAAGCUCAGGCCAAGCUUCUUCUUCUCCUUUCUGGUUUUCAUCUUUCUUCUCAAAAAACCUGAUUUGGGAUCAGCAUCUAAUAGUCCUAAAUGUAUAUCCUCCCAGCGCCAAGCUCUUCUCACUUUCAAACAAUCACUCACUGAUCCUUCUGGUCGACUCUCCUCUUGGUCCGGACCUGACUGCUGCAAAUGGCGCGGCGUUGGCUGCGACCGCAGAACCAGCUACGUCAUCAAGAUUGAUCUCAGAAACCCGAAUCAAACACUUAGGCGUAAUGGUGAAUUUAGAAAGGGUAGCUUGGGGGGAAUGAUAAAUCCUUCUUUGACCCGUCUCAAGUUCUUGAGCUAUCUGGACUUGAGUUCAAAUGAUUUCAACUUCACGGAGAUCCCCGAGUUUUUAGGCCACAUCGUUAGUCUAAGGUACCUGAAUCUUUCUUUCUCAUCGUUUUCCGGUGAAGUUCCUGCCAGUCUUGGGAAUUUGUCGAAGCUCGAGUCUCUUGAUCUGUACGCUCAGACGUUUAGUGACGAUCUGUUCACCAUAAAUUUGCGUUCAGGCAACCUCGGGUGGCUUUCAGGUCUCUCUUCUUCACUGACUUACCUCAACAUGGGGUUUGUGAGUCUGAGAGGUGCUGGUGAAGUCUGGUUAGAGGAUCUCAGUAGACUCGAGAAGCUGAAGGAGUUGCAUUUGUUCAGCUGUGAGAUUUGGAACUUACCUCUCUCUUUCCCUUCUUCGUCUGCGAAUCUGAAGCUUCUUGAAGUUCUUGAUUUGUCUCGAAACUCUUUCAUUUCACCGAUACCCAACUGGCUAUUUGAUCUCACCAGCCUCAGAAAGCUUUUCCUCCAAUCGGUUCGUCUCCAGGGAACGAUUUCCCCCGGAUUCAAGAAGCUGAAGCUUCUAGAGACGCUAGAUCUGUCCAAGAAUGAACUCUCGGGAGAAAUUCCAGCGGUUCUUGGAGACCUUCCUCAGCUGAAGCAUCUUGACCUUUCUGAAAACUCUUUCGAAGGUCAAAUCCACAGGUUUCUUGACGCCUUGUCCAAGAACAAAGGAAAUAGCAGCUUGCUCUCUCUCAGUCUAAUGUUCGACCGUUUAGAGGGGACAUUGCCUGAGUCGCUUGGCGCGUUGAGGAAUCUACAGAUUCUGGAACUUACAGGCAAUUCCUUCACUGGUUCGAUCCCUUCCUCUGUAGGAAACAUGGCGUCACUGAAGAAACUUGAUCUUUCUUUCAACUCCAUGAACGGGAAGAUCCCGGAAAGCUUGGGGAAGCUUGAGGAGCUUGUGGAUCUAAACUUGAUGGAGAACAAGUGGGAAGGUGUUCUGCUGAAGUCUCAUUUCGUCAAUCUUAGAAGCUUGAAAAGCUUCACUCUCGCAACUGAAGCAAACAGAUCUCUCGUCUUUAAGGUGCCAUCAACAUGGGUUCCUCCUUUCAGAUUGGAGCUUAUCAGAAUCGAGAACUGCCAGAUCGGCCCUUCGUUUCCAAUGUGGCUUCAAGUACAAAACAAACUCAACUCCGUCACACUCAGGAACACUGGGAUUGCGGAUAAAAUACCCCACAGCUGGUUCUCCAUAAUAGCUGCUGGUGUAACUGAACUGUAUCUAGAAAACAACAGAAUCAAAGGUACGUUACCUCAAAAUCUCGUGUUCCCAAAUUUAGCAGCCUUUGAUUUGAGCUCCAACAACUUCCAAGGCCCUUUCCCUCGCUGGACAACAUACGCAACAGAGCUUUAUCUUUACCAGAACAACUUCUCGGGUUCUCUUCCAGCUGACAUCCAUGUCUUGAUGCCACAAUUGAAAAACAUAAAACUCUUUCAAAACAGUUUCACCGGAAAAAUCCCAUCGUCUCUAUGUGAACUCACCGGACUGGAAACCCUGAAUCUAAGAAACAACCGUUUCUCCGGUAGUCUCCCAAAAUGCUGGCGUCCUUCAUCCGAGCUUUACGAAAUCGACGCGUCUGAGAACAGCAUAUCAGGCCAAAUACCGGAGUCUCUCUGCGUGCUGCCUCGUCUCAGCGUCUUGCUUCUGAACCAGAAUGCAUUGGAAGGUAAUAUCCCAGACACUUUCCAGAACUGCUCUGGCAUUACACACGUUCAUCUCGGAGGAAACAAGCUGACUGGGAAACUUCCGUCGUGGCUAAGUAAGCUGUCUUCUCUGUCCAUGCUUCGUUUGCCAAGUAACUCCUUUGAUGGUCAAAUCCCAGAUGAUCUAUGCAGCGCCCCGAGUCUACACAUUCUGGACCUCUCAGAAAACAAAUUAUCCGGCCCGGUUCCAAAAUGCAUCGGCAAUCUCACAGCCAUUGUGCAAGGUAAAAGCGUCGACGAGUACUAUGAAUACCAAGAGAUACGCGAUAGCAUAAAUCUUUCCGGAAACAACAUGUAUGGAGAAAUCCCAGCUGGGAUCUUGGACCUUACUUACCUUCGAAUCUUGAAUUUAUCAAGAAACUCCGUCGCGGGAAGCAUUCCCGGGAAUAUUUCGAAACUUGGUCACCUGGAGACGCUUGAUCUAUCAAGUAACAGGUUUUCUGGUGCUAUUCCUCAGAGCUUGGCAGCGAUAUCUUCUCUCCAUACGCUGAAUCUUUCUUACAAUAAACUGGAGGGGAGCAUACCUAAGCAGCUGAAGUUUAAAGAUCCGUCCAUUUACAUUGGAAAUGAGUUACUCUGUGGUAAACCACUUUCUAAAAAGUGCACAAGGAAGCAGCAGAAUGUUGUGGUUAAUUAAGUAAAUGUACCUGUUUACUCUCCCAAAUAUAAAUAAUAAAGUUAUCUGCUCUAA